This is a messenger RNA of Syngnathus typhle (broad-nosed pipefish), 3007 nucleotides long. RefSeq names its product spindle and centriole associated protein 1 (gene spice1). Lineage: Eukaryota; Metazoa; Chordata; Actinopteri; Syngnathiformes; Syngnathidae. Gene Ontology annotation, biological process: mitotic spindle assembly; regulation of centriole replication; metaphase chromosome alignment. The coding region runs from base 873 to 2936 and encodes 687 amino acids. Gene Ontology annotation, cellular component: spindle; centrosome; centriole. The transcript is spliced from 17 exons. The record is from RefSeq and is a predicted model, not a curated record.
GCGAAUGAUACUGUAUAAACGGUUUUACCCAAUGAAAGACAAUCAAAGUGACUCGUUGUUAUAUUGUCAAUUAAAUUCAGGCAAUGGGUAGAUGGAAUAUAAAUAUAAUGACACUGUCUGCAUUCGCUACUCGUGUAACUUUUUUUUUAGAUGUGGUGGCUAAGGGAGGUACAGUAUCAAUUGCAUUGUAACACCGCCAUCUAGCGGACAUUAGUAAUCAUUUCACUUCGAAUCGAAAUCGUGUUAUUAUUAUUAUUAUUAUUUUUAAAAAGGCAGGAUAUUUACACGACCAAUUUUAUACCGGACAGUGUACCAAUAUUUUCUCAAGCCCAAGCCAGAUGUUUUUCAAGUAAAACGGUAAAAGGUUGUACGUUAUACUUUCCUGUCGCCAAGUACUACAUUUCCCAUCAUGCCCUCGGAGCAAAGAUGCAAAAAAGAAAAAUAGCUUUGCACGUCAGUGUACUUGUUUACUUAAACAAUAUUUAGAUUCUGAAUUAUUCCGUUCAUGGCAAUUAAAAAAAUAAAAAUAAUUAGCACACCCCUGGUCGACAGCACUUCACUUCCCAUCAUGCUCUUCGCGUAGGUGACGUCAAGUACGGGCAAGUGGCGCGGGACGGUUGAAAAACUCUCAGCUAACUACGAAAGACACGUUUGAAUGUUACAAUUCGACUGACAUUUUGGGGCAUAUAGAACUUUUAGAAUAACCCGUCAGCUGUUAAACCAACGACGGGGAGUUUUACGUUUACUUUUCCAAGUAAGCGCUAAAUGCAAUUGUUCGCUCGCUCGACGUGAAAUUGGGUGGUGGCUAAUGCUAACACAAACUUUCGUUUCUGCUAACACCGCUAACGUGUCAAAUAGCUGUUCUUUACAUCAUGUCAUUUGCUCGAGGCGGAUGUCGGACCCAACAUGGCAAGGGCCUGAAAAAGGCCCUUCGCCCCAAGAAGACAGCACCUCCUCCCAAAAGAGAGUGGGUGAGCACCAUCAGUGACCUGUCCGUGCACAAGCUGACCCCCGCAGAGCUGGACCAUCGGCGUGAGAUCCGCAAGUCGCACAACAAGGCUGCCGCUCAGUGGGAGGUGCGGGAGAAAGCUCUGAAAGCUCGCCUCAGGCAGGCUGGAUGUAGUCCUCUGGAUAAAGCCAGUCAAACAAUCAUCAGAGAGGUGUUUUCUGACAAGCUGCUGCUGCAGGAUGUGCUGGCCCGCUCCGACAGAGCCUUGGCUGUAGUCAACGACCUGUUUGGAGACUCACCGCGCAGGCAGACUGGACAUCCCAGUGUGACGGUGGCCCCAAACUUGGACUCUCCAUUUUUCCAGAGCUCCACCGGCCUUUCACCUCUCAAUGACUCCAUGGUGGAUCAACAGGCUGUUCUUGAACCAGACGACGACGACAACUAUUACUACAGUGAAACUAGACGACUACUCCAGAGUAAAAUUCAGGUGAAGAAUAAGAUGGGAGGGCCCCAGCGUCAAAGAAUUCGUCCCGGUGUUUCUGAGCGCAGAUUUGCAAGUCCUCAAACUCCCUGCGCACCAGCCCAAACUGCGCUAAAUGCCACGGCAGCAGUCCAGCGUUUACGGUCCAGACGCAACCAUUCGGAGGAAGCCGUGGAGGAUCCUUCCUUCCUGGUCUCGCAAGUCCUCAACCCUGAUCUUUCUCCCAGGCUCCCAGGCAGCUGUCGCUCAGCCAGGACCAGGAAGCGCGCCUGCAAGACGCCAGAGCCGAACGGGUCCUCCGAGGCCUCUCUCGGCACGGAACCGUCCGGCUUGGGUCUGCUGCAGACCAUGCUGGCCCAAGUGGAGCUCGACUUGGAUUCCUUGAGCCCGCAAACAUCGACACAGAGUCGCCAACGCUCAGCACAAGGCUUCACUGGCUUUUCCGUAGCUUUGGUCUCCAAUCUCGCACGCCUGGUUCAGCUGCUCAAAAACCGAGAAAAUGACGCACAGACUGCCAUUGAGGAGAAACAAAAGCUCGAGGAGAAGCUGAAAGAGCAACGAAGCUUGAUUGACGCUCUCACUGCAGAGACCAUGAUUUUGAGAGAGGAGACAUUCUCACUGAAGGCAGAGUUGCAGCAGCGGACAGCCGACCUGGAGAGGAAGCUGGACUCUGUGGUGUCGGCAAUGGCGACGCACAUCAACCAACCACGAGGCUCGGAUGUCAUCGCUCCAGUUCCACAGCCCGUUGCCGAGCGACCGCCAGUUUCCGUAUCUCCCGCCAUCCGACUCUCCUCACCUGGACAGGGAGAUGCCUUGCAGCCAGUUCCUGAGACAGAUCAGGUUGCCUACAAGGAACUCCGAUCCCCCAGCUCGGCGUCCAGUCUCGUCAGCCUGCCUCUCGCCAGCCUCCCCCUGACGUUGCGACUCUCUCCCGACGCCUUGGAGGCCAAGAUCGCCAAGCUCUGCCACCUCAGGGACGUGAUCGCCGAUGCCCAGAGUAGCGUUGGCGGGUCGCCCGGCAACGGCGGCACGGCGAAGCAGAAGCGCUCGGCUUCCGUCGGCACAGGCACAGUGACUCCUGACAGGACUUCGCCGGGGCCUGAGAGCUCUGCAGGGCUCGGUCAACACGUCAGACAAGUGACCCAUCAGGGGACUCUGAAUAAUAACAGCGUGAGCGAUGUGCAACAGCGCCUCCUGGAGGUCAACAGGAAAAGCGCAGCAGCCAGAGGCCGAUUGCUGGAUCUGAUCGAGCAGCAGAAACGAACCCUUUCUGCCAGAGUGUCUCCGUCCGUCUCCCCCGUGCCCCCCUCGGCCUUCAGCCCGAGAACGUCAGGUGGGAGUGGAAGCAUGGACGGAUCCCUCUUGAAACCAGCAGAUGACAAACGAUCAGCCGGUUCGCAAGCUUUUUCUCGGCAUUAUGAAGAGGCUCAGAGGGAUGGAAGCACGCCGCAAACACAAAAGCAGCAAGUACAGGACAGCUGCUUUGCUCUGUCAGCACACGUAUGAUGACAAGGAAAGCACAUAUUUCAAUGUUUUGCUUUGAUCGCAAAUAAAUAAAUUGUCUUUCUUGCACUCAA